AUGCCCCGCCCCGCCUCCGGCCCCCUCCUGCUGAUCGCCCUCAGCCUGGCCCUGCCAUGCGCCCUGGCCGCCGUUCGGGAUCCCUACGCCGCGCUGUCCCUCCCCCGCACUGCGUCCGCGGACGACAUCAAGCGCGCCUACCGCGCCCUGGCCCGCAAGUAUCACCCGGACAAGAACCCAUCGCCCGAUUCGCAGGCGAAAUUCAUGCGCGUGCAGGAGGCCUAUGAGAUUCUGGGCGAUGCGGAGAAGAAGCGGCGUUAUGACGCCACUGGAUCGGUGUCAGGGGCAGACUUUGGAUCCCAGAGGUGGGGGGGACCUGGACAAGGCUUUGAGUCGGGUUGGGCGAGGAGGAGGGAGAGGAUACCCUCGAGCACGGCCAGGCUGACUGCACUUGAGUUUGCGCAGAGGGUGUUCCGGGGGGGUGCUGCGUGGCUGGUGCAGGUGUAUAGGGAUGCGGAUUGGAGGUGCUUUGCUGUAUCGGAGGCGUGGGAGGCGGCGUGGGGGAGGAUGAGGGAGGAGCUGGGCGAGGUGGGGCAGAUGGGGCGGGUGGAGGCGGGCCGGGAGCCGUGGCUGGUGGCCGCGAUCGCUGAUUACAACACCUGGCUGGGGGGACUGGUGAGGCUGGGGAUAUCGUGGAGGGACCUGCCCGUGGUUGUGGGGUACCCGCCGGGAUGCAGGGAGUAUUCUUGCGGCGUGGGGUACUCGGGCGCGAUCACUGCGGACGGGCUGGUGGCGUUUGUGGCGGACAGGCUGUUGGAUUUGCCCAAGUUGGAGAGGGUGGAGCCGGGGGGGGUGGAUGGGUUCUUGAGGCGGGCGGGGGAGAGGGUUGCGGGGCUUGUGUUUUACGGCCCCGGCGCCCAGGCGCCCGAUCUGAUUGCCCUCCGUGCCGCCCUGGCGAGGAUGGAAGGCAGGCUGGUGGUGGGUGUGGUGAGGCUGACAAAGGCGAGUCGGGAGUUUUGGAGGGAGAGGGCGGGUGUGUGGGCGGGGCCUGCGAUUGCUUUUUUCAAGGGACCCGGCACCACGCCCCGCGUGCACCGGUUCGACAAGCUCGGUGGUAACAAUGCAUGGCGAAGGCUCUUUGAAUCCAACUUGUGGCAGACGGUCCCAGAGCUGACAUCAGACAGUGCGGCUGCCUUGGGGUGCACCGAUCGCACAGGGGCAAAGUCGCCUCCCACGUGCGCGGUGCUGAUUGGCAGACACGGCGAGCCGCUCUUGGCCGCAAGGGCGAUGUUCGCAGGCCUGAUUGAGAACCUGACGAGGUGGGCAGACGCCCCAGAGCACGCUGACCUGGCCAAAGCGCUGAAGGCUGGCCAGAUCAGGCUGCUUUGGAUGAACGCAGCCUCUCAGCCCCAGUUCUGCGCCUACCACCUGGCGUCGCUAGGAAAGGAGCUCGCAGACUCCGCCUGCCGCGGCAGUCUACUCACGGGGCUGGGCUCCUACGUGGGCCAGGGCUCCAGCAACGACAGCGUGCAUCUCUUUGCAGCGCACUGGCACCUAAAUAGGCUCAGGCGGAGGCAUGGGGUUGCAGUAUACCCCGGUGGUGACGUCUCCCGCCUGCACACCCCUGAACAGAUUGUGGAUCUCCUCUUUUGGCUGUCGCGCUGUGCAACCGAGCCUGACAGCAUGCUGGAGAAGCGUGAUGCCGAACCCCCAGCACUGAACCCAAGGGCUGAUCCAAGACCUAGUGACCUGCGAGGGUGGAUCCUUUGGUUGCGCAGCAUCAUCGUUAGGAUCUUGAUGGUGGUGACACCAUGGAAGGAGGACCAGAUGGUGGAGGUCUUGUGGCAAGCAGGCACAGCCGUGCUGUUUCUACUCUUGAUCCACAGCGUGAUGGCACCGUCCAAUGGAGAGCACAGGGUGGGGGGGUACUUGAGGACGGCGCUGAUCUGGAUGGCACCCAUCCUCUUGCCCAUAUUGUUCUUCUUCGUGGCCCCAGAUGUGGGGCAAUGGUGA
Molecule: messenger RNA, 1953 nt
Organism: Ostreobium quekettii
Lineage: Eukaryota; Viridiplantae; Chlorophyta; Ulvophyceae; Bryopsidales; Ostreobiaceae
Source: the annotation of a GenBank genome assembly